This is a messenger RNA of Cucumis melo (muskmelon), 2059 nucleotides long. Its product is annotated as probable serine/threonine-protein kinase PBL17. Lineage: Eukaryota; Viridiplantae; Streptophyta; Magnoliopsida; Cucurbitales; Cucurbitaceae. The transcript has 6 exons. The coding region runs from base 474 to 1613 and encodes 379 amino acids. Gene Ontology annotation, biological process: protein phosphorylation. Gene Ontology annotation, molecular function: ATP binding; protein kinase activity. The record is from RefSeq and is a predicted model, not a curated record.
AGAAUAAUUUCAAACCAAAUUGAAAAAAGAAAAAAGACAAAUAAAAAACAGAAUUUUUGCAUUUGGCUUUGCGCCUUGUACGCUCCCAACGCGAAAUAAAAGGACUUGCAAUCUCUCUUUGUGCUUUCUUGGAUCGUUCUCCUUGUAGCUAACUUUUCUCCUCCAUUAUCUGUGUUUUGUAUAUUUUCUUUUCUGGAGCCGAUCGUCUUACUACUGUACAUUUUUGUCUGUUUCCGGGAACUCGAUCAGAAUCCGGUGAAAUCCACUCAAUAUCCUACUACCCAUUUCAGAAUUUGGGGAACCAACAUUGAAUUUGGUCCCAAUUUGGAACGGUCGGUCAUCAGUUUGUAAUGGGGCUUUGACAAUUUGUAGAAGUGGGGUUUCCGUAUUCAGGAAUGGCAAUUGCUGGUGUUGUUUUGUUUUGCCAAUGAUUAUGGGGUUAAAAAGUGUGGCCGGUUUCAGGUUGAGUUCCCAUGGGAAUUUGUUUGAGCGGUGAGGCAAAGGGUGAUCGAUUGAGGGGUUCGUCUAAAAGGAAGUCAGAGAUGGGUCAUGAAUCUUCUUCUGGACCAGAGAGAACCACAAGUGGGCGUUCCAUGGUUAAUAAGCAUAUUGAUGUUCUCCGCGAAACCCCUGCUUAUAGUGAUGUUGAAAUUUUUGCAUAUGAGGAGACGAAGUUGGCCACAAAGAAUUUUCGACCAGAUCUAAUUCUAGGAGAGGGUGGUUUUGGAGUUGUAUACAAAGGAUUUAUUGAUGAAAACAUAAGACCAGGUUUUAAGACGAUGCAGGUUGCUAUUAAGGAGCUAAAUCGUGAAGGUUUCCAAGGUGACAGGGAAUGGCUGGCAGAAGUUAACUCUCUGGGGCAACUUAGUCACCCUAAUCUUGUGAAGCUAAUUGGUUAUUGCUGUGAGGAUGAGUACAGGAUAUUAGUGUAUGAGUAUAUGGCUAAUGGGAGCUUGGAGAAACACCUUUUCCGCAGAGUCGGUAGUUCACUGAGUUGGGCGAGAAGAAUAAAAAUUGCAUUAGAUGCUGCAAGGGGACUUGCGUUUCUUCAUGGUGCAGAAACACCUAUCAUCUAUCGUGAUUUCAAGUCAUCAAAUAUCUUGCUUGAUGCAGACUUCAACGCAAAACUUUCAGAUUUUGGCCUUGCCAAAGAAGGACCUAUGGGAGAUCAAACUCAUGUGUCAACAAGAGUGAUGGGUACAUAUGGAUAUGCCGCUCCUGAAUAUGUAAUGACGGGACAUUUAACUGCCCGAAGUGAUGUCUAUGGAUUUGGGGUGGUUCUACUUGAGAUGCUUAUUGGGAGGAGAGUAAUGGACAAGACCAGACCGAGUCGAGAGCACAACCUGGUUGAGUGGGCUCGUCCACUCUUGAAUCACAACAAGAAACUUUUGAAGAUAUUGGAUCCUAGACUAGAAGGACAAUAUUCAACUAAAGCUGCAAUGAAGGUUGCUAAUUUGACUUAUCAAUGUUUGAGCCAAAAUCCAAAAGGCAGACCCCUAAUGAGCCAGGUGGUAGAAAUGCUGGAGGGCUUUCAAAGUAAGGAAGAUACGCUUCCUAGUGAAGUCGGUCGCGGUCAAAUUCUCUAUCAGCACACACCUAACAGUACACAAUAGAUCUUCUGGAUGACCAAAAACCAAUGAAAGAAAAACCGAAGGGCAGUGUGGAAACACAAAAAGCAAAGUGGACAUCAGAAAGACCUCGAUCUCUGUCGCUGUCCCCAGAUUUGAUUUCCCAUGAAAAAUCAGCAUCUUUUGAAGUUGAACUGGUUUUUUGUGUUGAUUGAAUAGAUGCUGAAAAUGUGCAAAAUCUUUUUUACCUAAAUUCCUAAGAGCAUGCCUGGGAGUAUACAUAUAUACAUAUUAUAUACAUAUGUACACAAUAUAUAUCUAUAUAUAUAUGGGUGUAACAUGUUCACGUUCUGUACUGUUUUUAUUCUCUCUUUGUUUUAUUAUUCAUUAGCAAACACUGUUCGCACAACACUGCUUGUAUAUCUUGUGGAGUUAGUUGAUUUGUACUCGUGACCUUUCCAGUUUUAGUAAUGAGAUAAUCUUUUGUGGUA